AUGCUGCUAGCAGCGGCCAUUGUGUUUUUACACAUCCCUGCCUCGACGAUGCCUGCGGCUGAAGCGAGGCAAACAGCAGCGAAUAUUAUGUACCCAGUUCUCGAUGGAGAACAGAACGUCCUUGGCAAGCGAUCCCUAAGAACCGACCACAUGAGAGUUAGCAAUGUUGAGGACCGAGAAGGUGAUGAAGAACGAAUUUUUCGCCGAUUUACGGAUUGGAUCAAGUACAUUUUUAACAAGAUGAAUCCGAAACAGUUACACACCUACUUGGGCUUAGAUGGCCUUGGCGAAACGGCCUAUCAGCACAAGAACUACCCGAUCUAUCUGAUGAAGUCGAAAAAGUGGCGGGACAAACUAUAA
Phytophthora infestans T30-4 is the source of this 360-nucleotide messenger RNA. Its product is annotated as secreted RxLR effector peptide protein, putative. Lineage: Eukaryota; Oomycota; Peronosporomycetes; Peronosporales; Peronosporaceae. Bases 1 to 360 code for a protein of 119 amino acids. The record is from RefSeq and is a predicted model, not a curated record. The transcript has a single exon.